This is a messenger RNA of Ambispora gerdemannii, 3249 nucleotides long. The record is from the annotation of a GenBank genome assembly. Lineage: Eukaryota; Fungi; Glomeromycota; Glomeromycetes; Archaeosporales; Ambisporaceae.
AUGACAGAGACCGCACCGCUUUCAAAUCUAGAGAACCCGGGACCUGAAAUUCACACAAAUUUCCACACCCGUGUUCCGGUUGUUUUUGAAAAAGUUCCAGAACCCUCACCAAUAGUAUCCAUACCAGUAAAUUCAGAAGAUAAAAGUCCGCCUUUACGCGAACUUUCCGAUCAGUCUAAUGCUGAACAAGAAGCACAAAUCAGCGGUUCACCCACUAACCCCUCCCUCCCUCCUAAUUCUGAAGUUGAAGAAACUUACCAAGCUUCCGAAACUACAUUUGAAAGAAUAGAAGAUGAGGAAACAAAUGAUUGCCCUUGUCAAAAAUUCAGUGUAGCACCAGGUUCAGCAACUUGCACUAACUGUGAUAGAUUGGUUCCUGCUUUGGCAGAAUUAUAUAGACAACGUUUGCAGUAUAUUGAUGAUUUAGAUGUCGCCGAUAUUAAAAUCAAAGAAGAAUGUAAAAAAUCCGAACAACAGGAAAACGAAAUUGAAUCUUUAAAAAAGAAAGUAAUCGAACUGGAAGAUCAAAUAGAUGCAAGAACCGAUGAAUUAAACGAUUUACAAAAACAAAUAAAGGCAAAAACCGAUGAAUUAGAUUUAAGAGCCAACGAAGUAAAUGAUUUGCAGAGAGCAAUGAAUGUAUUGAAUGAGAAAUACGUUGAUGAAAUUGACAAAGUAGCUGAAUUACAACACUCUAAAGAUAUGGUCGAAGGAGAGUUGGAAGAAUUAAGUCGAUCACUCUUUGAACAAGCGAACAAAAUGGUGGCCAAAGAAGCCAAGCAGAGAUAUGAAUUGGAGGUUCAAAGAAAAUCAUUAGAAAAUCAGCUUCAAGAAACCAAAGAAAGAUUAUUGGCUGAAAGUUCUCAAUUACAAGAAUUACGGGAGCGAAUGCAACAAAUGGUACAACAACAACCAGAACCCGAUAGUAAGCGUUCUAGUAAUCAUAGUGAUCCUGCAUUCAGAGCCAGCGUCGAUUUGGCUGAACUUUUCGGCCUUCGAGAGAAAUCUCCAGAUGCAGCAGCAAUAUUACCAUCGCCAACCGGAGAGGAUGGAAUUGGGAUUGAUGACGAAUUACUUUCUGAAUUUAGGGACUUUGUUAAUCAAAGCACAUCUUCGCCAAUUAAAAAGAUUCAUACUUUGCCAUUUAUGCGGCAUUGUCUUGAGGAAGAUGUGGAUCCUUGCAUGCGAUUUGGUAAUAAUCCAAGAGUUUCAGCUCGUAGAAUUGUUGACGCUAUCGUUGCCAAUACGUGUUGUAUUGAGGAGGCACCUUUUGGGGCUGAUAAAGAAUUAGCGCUAAAUCACACUUCACCAAUCCGUAAUUCUGCGGCUAAACCAAUAUUCUGGGGAUUUCCUACAAAUACAACUGCGACGCCACGUGCUGGCUGUCAAUGCUGUGGUCGACCUGGCUCACUACCAUUCCAAUAUCGUAUUACUCCACUUGAUGAUUGGUCACUAAUUGACCGAUAUUGUCGUGAUAGAUUAGUUGCAGUAUGCGAGUUUUAUGUCUUUAUUCGCAAUGUUCACCAAGGCUUUUAUAAUAAUCGAAAAAUUGAAGAUUUAUACGCGGAAUGCUUGCGCUUAAGAUUGCAAAUGUUUUAUGCAAGACUUGGAGCAUUACCUUCCGUUCUUAAUACUCUUGGAAUUAAAGGAACUGAAUUGGCGUCAGCACGAAAGCCAUCAUUGCCAUUGUAUGAAUUUAAUGAAAAGCAUAUUAAUCGAAUUGACGAUGGUACAUACGAAGAAGCAAAUUAUCCAAAUCUAUCAAAUGGAAAUACACCAUCUUCACCAUUAACACCCUCUUCACCUACUGAGCCUGCAAUAUCAGUGUCUCAUCCUAGUACACCGACGCCUGUUGCUGCGCUAGCUUCGUUAACGCUGCUUCGAAACCAUCUUUAUCGUAAGGUUAAAAACGAACAAGCUGAGGCAGGGCCGGUGGCACUGACGCUACAUGGCCUGCUUGAGAAGUUGAAUGAGCCUCUACCUCGACAUAAAUCUUUUCUACCGAGUGAAAUCAUUUGGGCUCUACAAGCUAAUGCAAGAAAGCUUAUCAAUCGUGAACAGCAAGACGCUCAUGAAUUAUUUGCUUUAUUAUCUUCCGCACUUUCUGACGAGGAGGAGGCAAUGAAACGUCCGAAACCAUUAUUCGACCUUUCUAUUAUCAAGAAUCUUGUGGAUCCGAAUCUCCAACAGACUUUACCCACUUUCACUGAUCCUGUUGAGAAAAAUCCUUUACUUGGAUUGACAGCAUGUCGUAUUUCUUGUAUGCAAUGCGGACAUUCUGGCCCGAUCAGGCACACCACUUUCGAUCAUAUUUCGGUUCCCCUUCCUCAUGCCACUAAUUGUACUUUGGAACAAGUGCUCAGAUCUUAUACUAGCUUGGAAUUUAUCGACGAAUUUAAUUGUAGGAAUUGCGGAUUAUUGGAAACUUUGUCGUCGAUAGAGGAGAGAUUAAAACAAAUUCGUGGUGAAGAUGAUUAUGAAACAAUGAAAUUGCGAAAACAAUUAAUCGCCGAGAAACAAAUAGUCAAAGUAGCUUUGACGAACGAAAUGGAAAUCGAAGAUCAGCUAGUGGCAGCGACUUUUAAGAAUAUCAAAACUUCGGCUACUAAGCAAACUAUGUUUGCAAGAUUGCCGUCAAUUUUCGCGACUCAUUUUUCAAGGACUAUAUAUGUUCCGAAUGCAUUUGGUGGGAUGAUGUUAAAGAAUCCAUGUCAAGUUAAGUUUCCUGCUGUAUUGAAUAUGGAAUCAUUUCUUUCCACUGGAUAUUUGGCAAAUAUGCCAAGUGAGCCGAGCCUAUCCUCGAGCAGUUCUCCAUCAUCUUCUCCUAUCUUGGCAGCAGUUGGUGUGAUGGGUGGUGGGCAUUUACAGCGAUAUGACAGUAAACCGUUUAAUCCAAUUGGCAGCAACAAUUAUUGCUACGGAACAAGUGCGAGUAGUAAUAAUAAUCAUAACAGCGUAAAACUACAAGAAGCGAAAGAAGAUGCGCGUGGAGGCUAUUAUCGCUUAAGUGCUGUGAUUGUGCAUCUUGGAGACCAUAGUCGAGGACAUUUUGUCACAUAUCGAAGGCAAUCAAAAGAUGAAGGUUCAAGUACUUGGUGGCGCGCUUCAGACGAAGAUGUUCGAGAAGUCGGAAUUGAUACUGUUUUGAGAGAAGAAGCUUAUAUGUUAUUCUAUGAGAGGAUGGAAAAAGUGAAUAAUAAAGCAACAGAGAUCGAUCGACGUCAUAUUAAGAAAUCAGACUUCGAAUAA